AUGGUCUGGCGUGGGGGAGGCGAUCAGCGUGGUGGAAGAGGAGGAGGGCGUGGAGGAGGGCGUGGAGGAGGGCGUGGGGGCUUUGGUGGAAGCCGAGGCAUGGAUGAGGGUCCACCAGACACUGUCAUUGAGGCCGGAAAGUAUGUCCAUGACUGUGAAGGAGAGAUGGUCAUCGAUGCCAGCCUCGAGAAGGUUCCCUACUUCAAUGCUCCGAUCUACCUCGAGAACAAGACCCAGAUCGGGAAGGUAGAAGAGAUCAUGGGACCUAUCCACAAGUACAUGUUCUCUGUCAAGACAGUUGAGGGUGUCGUGGCGUCUUCAUUCAAGGCCGGUGACAAGGUGUACAUCAACCCUCAAAAGCUCUUGCCGCUGGAAAGAUUCACUCAACCGAAUCAGCCUCGUGGAGGAGGAGGAGCAAGGGGCGGCAGAGGUGCGCCAAGAGGCCGCGGAGGAGGUGGGACUCCUCGGGGUCGUGGAGGCGGAGGAUUCCGUGGACGUGGAUCUCCUGGAGGCCGUGGAAGUCCAGGAGGACGUGGCCGUGGGGGAUUCGGUCGUGGAAGGGGAAGAGGUGGAUAG
This is a messenger RNA of Guillardia theta CCMP2712, 576 nucleotides long. RefSeq lists its product as hypothetical. The transcript has 4 exons. The coding region runs from base 1 to 576 and encodes 191 amino acids. Gene Ontology annotation, cellular component: box H/ACA snoRNP complex. Gene Ontology annotation, biological process: snoRNA guided rRNA pseudouridine synthesis; ribosome biogenesis. Lineage: Eukaryota; Cryptophyceae; Pyrenomonadales; Geminigeraceae. Gene Ontology annotation, molecular function: box H/ACA snoRNA binding. The record is from RefSeq and is a predicted model, not a curated record.